GAAGGCUUUGCUAAACUUGUGCUAUUUAAUCAUGUGUAACCGAUGAACACUGGUGCGCUAAGAACGUGCGCGGAGAUCUUGUGAUUCCAACACAAACACAGAGCGCCGCCGAUAGGUGAGAACAUCUAAAGGUCGGGGUGUCUUGUAUCGAAGGUCUAAAUAUGUAGACCGAUACUGUGUCCCGCUUCUCGAGUGAAGCGGAGUGCGGUGUAUAGCCUUGCUGAGUGCACCCGAGAGGAAAGAGAGCCCCUGUUCACAUUCUGUCACGCUAUUGCUGGCCGGAUGGGAAUGGCAAAACGUCUGCCUAUAGGAUUUUUUAAUACUAUUUUUUUUAUACAUCUUUAUCGACACUGCGUGGUUUCGGACCAAAUGUGUUCACUUCUUUGACUUCCGAUGAUAUUGGAACUGGUGUUUUGUUGUGGGAUACGCUGAACCGUGAUAAUGGUGGCGAGUGGUGGGGAGCCGAAAACAGAUGCUUAGCGCCCGCUAUUUGACAGAAUCGUGGUGUUGGAUAGCGCCGAACUCUGAUUUCUUUCGAAUCGUAGAGUGUUUGUGCGAGGUGGAAAAAGGGUCUUGUCGUUGCGCGCCUUGUUACAAUAACUGAUACUAUAAGCAUAUAUGAGUGGAUAAGAAUAUGAUUUUGGGAAUCAAAUUCUAGUCUGUAUCAGCAUUAUGCAUCGGUUACUGUACGUUCAAGUGCUUAUUUGGGUUUGUCCAGUUCAAUUUUGUGGCGCUCGGAACCCAACAAAGUUACAAAGAACAUUAAUCUAUUGUUGUUGUUGUUCAUGUCAGUUUCGGCUGCUGUAGAAUUUCUUGUUGGAAUAAAAGGAGGAUAUGUGGAGGAUUUAUACAAUGGAUAAAGAUUAAAUAUUCGUAUUAAUGGGAUGAGCGCGAUAGAUUUAGAAGAAAUUGAGAGAGGGCCAUGAUAGGCUGUACUGCGUGCACAUUGAAGGGCUCCAUGAUGAGACAAGAUGUAUUAGUGCAUUGUCUCUGAAACGUUUCAAACAAAAAUAAUGUAAAUUAAGCCUCAUACAAUAGUCACAUAAAGAAAAACCCGAAAGAAUCAAUCACCGAGAUUGAAUAGGGAUUCGUUGGCGCCCACCAACCGUUUGAAUAUGUUUCUAGAUUUCCUAAAUUAUACUACAAAUAUUUCAUAAUGUGAUAACUGUAUUAAAUUUAGUGUAAGUCUUUAAUUUAAAUUGAUUUACUCAGUUGUUAAUUACUCUAGUUAUGUAGAGCGCACUUAAUCUACUUAACUAAUCGUUUAUCUACUGCUUGUCUGGACGUUGAAGAUGGAAAAGAUCUGCGAGAUAUGGAAUGCAGCGCACUUGCUGUGGCGUAACAUGCACUCACAGCAAUUUAUACUUAUAAUACUGUUAGCACUGCCGCGCACAAGCUCAGACAUCCGCACUGAAUGGCGUACGCAACGAAGAUCAACUCCGAUAAUAGAAGAUUAUUAAAACAGCUGUCGCUCUUAACUCUGAAUUGAAGCUUCCGUUAGUAAAAGCGCUUUGAUUUCAUCGUAUUGUUCAACAGUACUAUCGACCUAGUUCACCACAAUACAAAUCCGUUGUUUGUUGAACUGCUACUACGUUUUGUUGGACUUUAGAUAUUUGUGCCAUGUCAAAUCUUUGAGCUUAACUAAUGAUAUUAUCCCGUUGAAUUCGAUUACACUUGGUUAAUUCGAAAGUUACAGAAAAAAGGUGUUAAUUCUGUAAUGCUAUAACACAAUAUUCAUGUAUCAAAAGUAUUAAUGUUUUUUUCGUGUAGCAUUUCCUUUGGUAAUUAUAGGACACCUUACUUAUAAUCGAGAAUUUUAGGAGUCGAGCACAGAUAUACCUAAUCAAAUGUAUCAAAUACAUUUUCAAUUUUUUUCUUUCAAUUUACAGAAAGAAACAAAAAUUUUGAGAUUAAAAUAUAAAGCCUUGUUUUCUCCUUGGCAAGUAAAGAGACGUAUUAUCUAAGAUCCUUUAUUUUUUUUCUAUCAAUAUACUAUAAAUAAGACAUUUAUGCACGAGUAAGUUGCCUUCAAAUUUUUAACAAUAGAUCGUGUGCAAACGUUUUUCUGACUAUUAAUAUUUUGACCCUAUUCUCAGCAAAACAAACCAUUUAUUCACGUAUUUGGUUUUGAUUAGUACACUUUUUAAGAGAGUGCAGUCGCGUCUACACCUCUACAAGUUUCAAUAAAGCAACUUAAUGGUUAAUAGUUCUCGUUCAGAGCCAUCAUAUUUGAUUUAAGAAUGUACUAUUGUCUUGACGAAGCUGAAAACUCUCAAAUCAAACAUACAAGAUUACUUUUUGUUCUCUGGGGCUUUUACGUCAUAAUUUUUACGGAUGAUAACAAUAAUAUCUAUCUACUAGUGCUCGUAGCACAAGAUCCAGGGCGCUAUCUUGAAAAAACAAAACAAUCAUAUAAAUUGUACAAGCAAUUCAAAACGUGUAGCUUUUACCGUAACAGCUAUAACGUUGACUACGUGGUCGUGACGGGCUUCUAUGCUUGUAGUCAAGUCGAUAAAUGAUUACAGGGUCGCCAACGGUAGUAGACACAAGAUGUCGUUCUUCUACGCUGUUGAAGACGGUGAAGCUGCGGUUGCUGAGGGGCCCAGCGUAUCGCAACCGCCACCCGGUUCCGGGGCUCGAAUGUGCUGUGAUGUGUUUGGUCCAUAUGAACUUCGCGCACCUCCUCUUUCACAACAUCAUCCUUCAAGAGAUGAUUUACGGGACCUUGACAGGGACCGAUGGAUUCCACAAAUUGAUCCAACUGCAGGUUUAGACGAGCGGUUAGGACAUCGAAGACGUGACGAUCAACAGAAGCCAUCAGACCCUCAGCAACAGGAUCAACAACACCCACUCCAGCAACAACAUCAGCAACAAUCGCAGCAGCCGGGGUCUUUAAGCGGGAUGCCACCAGACGCACAACAUAACGACGAACUUGAUUUAGUAGUUGAAAGAGGGAUUGGUCCAUUUCUUAUGAGAUAUCGCAAACAAGUGGGACCUCAUCGGCUAUACUCUUGCCGCUUUGCUCGAGUCAAAGGAGCUCGGUGUCACGCUUACGCGAUACUUACACAUGACGGUGGCUUCGUAAGAAGAAAACACGCACACAAUCAUCGACCGGAACCGACGCUUCCAAUACCGCUGGACCGAGGACUUCGUCUUCCACCGCCACCGUCAUUUGAGGAGGCCUCAGCUGUCCUUCUGACGGGGAACAUGCGUGCUUUUCCUCGACCCCCGGAAGAAUUCGCCACCUCGAUGCCUGUCUGGAACACCGAUCGAACAGAACUAGUCGAAACGGAGAUUACUGAAGAGAACUGCCAAAGAUUGGCUAAAAAAGCAACCAUGGAGGUGGUUGAUGGAAAAAAAGUGUAUCACUGCCCAGUGCCAGAAUGCAGUUAUACGUUUGCCACACUAACCAACGUAUAUGGCCAUAUGAGGCUACACGUUCGGGGACAUCGUAUUCGAAAUUCUGGAAAGGCUCCUGAGAAACUCUGCCCUUUGUGUCGACAGGAGCAAGGCGAUCACGCGAGGCUUGUCCGCCAUAUCGUCGAUGAUCAUGGUCAACGACUCGAGUGCACCGAACAUGAAUUCGAAAACGUGGCUGCUUUCAAGCGCUGGAAAAAACUAACCGAAGAACAAGACUUGUCGACGUUUAUCAUUGGCAAACCUCAGUGGCGACAAUUAGCUGGCCAAUAUAGCUGCCUACGAAGUGGGCGAAUUGCAGGGGAAGCAGCGGAUUGGGCAGCAAGACGAAAAUUAGGAGUUGAAUGUCCAGCAGCCAUGGUCGUCACCAAAGCACCGCACAGUGAACGAAUCCUCGUAACCUAUUGGAGAACCCAUAUUGGCCAUAAACCCAGCUUGCUAGAUUUUGGUUUGUCAGUCGAAACGCAGAUGUGGAUCAAGGAUUUGGUGGAGCGCGGCUACAAACGAAGGGCCAUCAUCCUGGAGGGCGCAAAACGUUACUUCGGCCAGAAUCUGAGUAGGGUACACUGUCUGGAUAAUAACCUAUUCCAGAUUGUCUUCAAGAAGUAUGGAGUGGACGACAAAAACGGAAGCAUUGAUGUGCCUGUAAAAGUCAGCGACAACAUAAAUUACUUAAGGGUGUUCCUCGCACGAAAUAUCCAUGAUCACCUCUCCGAACGAGCUUUAGGAGGAGCUGACGUCGAGGGAAAAGUUUAUGAAGAAAAAGCCAGAAUUGACCCUCACGACACAAUUAAACCUGGUGAGGUACGUGUGGUGCUGCAUAGGCCUUCUGGCCACUACCACUUGGACGGAUUGAACAAUCAGAAAGUGUGCAAAAAGGAAAAUAUCACAACGGUUGUUUUUCCAAGAAAGUCGCCUCACGUGACAUGCGAACGGCGGUGUGAUGAAUGUGGAGUUUGUGUCCACAGGUACGGUUGCACCUGUCGCACGUACAUGUACAUGGAUCGAAUGUGCCCGCACAUUCAUGUGGUAGCCGGGAAACAAGGAAAUCCAGGACCCGAAUGGGUGGAAGAGAGUCUCGCCGAAGACACAAUUGGGCUUCCAGAGUGUUUGCGUAGAUUACACCGCCUCAACUACAGGGAACGUAUGGUGACGCUACAACCGCUUAUCGACGAAUUCGUUGACCUAUUAAAGGGUGACCACAACGUCGAUUUAGACCAACUGGAAAGCGUACUAAGGUCGGGCCUUGAAGUAAUGCGUUCUUCAAAAGCGUCACUCCAAUCUACUCGUGAUGAUGAGGCGCGUCGAUGCAAAGCGUUGGAAGUAAAAAAGAUGCGAAAAAGCUGUCGUAAAGGGGAACCUGACUUUGAAGUAAUCAUUUCACCUGGAAAGGAAGCUGAACUGCGUGAACGGCAAAUGGAGGAAAGUCAAGCCGGAAAAGUACCUUCUCCGAUGGGAGUGUUCGUGCCUAUGGCUUUCCACGUCAAGCGGGAGCCUAUUGUUGAAGAGGUGACUGGCGAAGAUAUUAAGUCCACAAUAGACACCGAAGUCAAAACCGAAGCAACUGAAGAAGAGAACUCGGAGCUACGUGGCGUGAAACGCCGUCUAACUGAAGAACUGCAGGCAACUCCUGAUACGACGUGGCAGUUUGGUGAGCUCAUUCUACCAGAUGGUACGAAACAGAGUGGUUAUGUAGCUAAAGUUAAUCGACCACCUGCUGGUUCAGACGUGGUCACGCUUCAACCACGCUUAUCUCUCCCGACCGGCGCAGGUGCAGCAGUGCUCAAAGUACGCGCGCCCGCUCCUACGACUUCACAAACAGAUUGUUCGGCCAGCCCUGCAACGCCUCGCGGACGGCCAAUUGUUGUUCGCAGCUCGCGAAAGGGCCCGGCUACAUUGCGGCGCUCCGGUGGUCCGACCAAAGGGAGUGCGACCGCCCGGUUGGUUGCUAAAGCUGCCACUGCUGAGGCCACAGUAGAAGCAGCUAAUAACCUAAUUAGCACGGAAAUGCCUACACCUAGUCAGGAGAAAGCUUCGAGCUCAACACAAGCCUGUAUGCCUGUGGGCACUGUAGCAGUGGCAGGAACAGCAGUGACAGCAAAGACGAUACCGAAUUCGACAGUACCACGACCAGUGGCUCCGGUUCCGCCACGACUUCGCGUACGGCCCACGGCACCUAGACCGCCUGGGAUAAGAACAUCGAUGACGACGCCUCGUCUCGUGGUGCCAAUGCGAACUUCAAGGUAUACUCCAAUGGUACCGCGAACCCCUGGGCCUACGGCCUGCGUUGCUGCACCGGGUGGACCAGUUAAAGCGUUUCGGCCUACGCCAAUCACUACACCGGUACCUAAAUCCCCUCGACCUCCAGCUGCACGCCCUUCACCACCGACACAUGCUCGCGUUUACUCAGUUAGGGCUAUUGCGCCUACUUCAGGACAAAAACCUGUACGAGUUCAGGCACCAGCCGCUCAAACAAUGAUUGUUCGAGCUUCAGUAGCUGGUGUCGGUAUGAACCCCGUGAUGCAGCGACCUGCGGCGACAGCCACGAGCGCAAAAAAGGAAUCUGGAGCCGUGAAGGUUGAACGUGAUACGGUGUGAACCAAACAACAGGAGCCUAGUUAUAUGUGUGGUGGCCUGCUCUCUGGUGGUACAACAUUAUGCAAUAUACCAUUACUAGCUACUAUAAAAUUAUCAUAUAUACUAUGAUUACCAUUACUAAUAAUGGCAGCCUCAAUGUCGAAUAUAUAAACAAUACGUUUACACCAAAAAUGUAUUUACCAGUCUUGAAAAGGCCAGCCAUAGAACUGCAUGAAGUUAAUUGGUUUUCUUGGUAACGAGGUAGCAGAAGUUAUGUCAGCAUGCCGCUUCCAGAUGUGACAAGCAAACGGAUAAGCAAAAACAAAACUAGCUGUAAGAUAUGGUACAACAACUCUUUUACUAAAGUAAAAUAAAGCUAAACAACCAUUUACAUUAUAUUGCCCUGAAGGCGGUAAUCAGUCAAUAAGUUUGUGAUUUCAUAUUUGACUGUGGUUUCCACAACAGACAGCUGCUCGAUAUUUAUAAAAAUAUAUUUAUUUUCUCAAUGAAAGAGCUUCUAUCUCCCAUGUAGACACUCCCUGAAGUAAUGUAUGUAAACAUAGAUAGUAAAAUGUGCAUUCGAAUUGUGUGAAUAUUUCCAAAGAGUAGUAAAUUAAUGUAAUACAAAUCUCAAAUAAUGCAUAUGCAAUGAAAAACCUAAGUCGUUUUAACAUUUUUGUGAUAUAGUAAAUUUUUUAUUUAUAACACUGCAAUUACGUGCAAAUUAUAAGAAUCAUGUCUAUACACAUUGUGCGUAUACAGAAAUCGCUCAACUAAAGGGUACGUUUGGCUGCAAACAUCUUGAACACCAAUCGAUGCUCUGUGCCUGAACAUACAAGAAGAAUGAAGCGUUGUUUUUGUUUGUUUGUUUGAAGCUUAUUUUUAAUUUGAUCUUUCAAACAAAAACUAAAAAUAAGCGGUUAUGUUAUGUUAUGUUCAAAUAUUGAUAUUUAUGUACAUAAUCAGGUUAGAUCAUAUACUCGGAAACUCGUUUGUGAUGAAUUACCGUGGGUAACAUUAGUCAAGAUUUACGUAUCCACGUAAAUAGAUUCGAAGUAUCAUGAGCUGUGCUAUAUUUACAAAUGUAUUCCUACCUAAUUAUUUUAUUAAUUCUAUGUUUUUGUGUAGUACUUGUGCUAUAGAAAGAACCUCAUAGAAAAGUAUACCAUUGAAGCACUGAUUUGUAGGUACGAAAUCGGUGCAUCUAUAUAAAAAAUUGAUUUAAUUGUGCAUAGUGUCAUUGACUAUAUAUUACUGUGCAUAGUACGUGAGCAACACUCAGCAAUGAGCGAUUUAGAAUAAUCAGUGACAGCAUCGCGACCAGUGUCACAUAUGCAAAAUAAAAUCUA
Varroa destructor (honeybee mite) is the source of this 7343-nucleotide messenger RNA. RefSeq lists its product as uncharacterized. The record is from RefSeq and is a predicted model, not a curated record. NCBI's taxonomy places the organism in Eukaryota, Metazoa, Arthropoda, Arachnida, Mesostigmata, Varroidae.